AUGCUGCCAGCUCUCUCCCUAUUGUUGUUCGUUGCCGCUAACGCUUGCCUGGUGAGCGCUCAAGCAACGUACAAUGGUGGAUAUACAGACGCGAAGCAAGUACGUCUCCGAAUUGGAAAUGGGGGUGCUGGACAGUCUGGCCUGAUCGGCGCCUGGGCGAAUGCGUUCAUCCAAUAUAUGGUGCAGAAGAACGGAACUCAGCCUUUCUUGGUCGACUGGGUGUUGGGCGACACCACCCAGAGUCUUAACUUUCUGGCGGGGGGUUCGAUAGAUGUCGCGGUGACAUACAACGACGCGGCGGAGACGCAGGCGUUAAGUAGCGGUGUUGCCGUGAAUAGGGUCUAUGGGUUCCGCGACCAUUUUUUGCUAGUCGGACCUCAGUCCAACCCAGCACAGCUUAAUCAGACGGACGACAUUCUAGUGAUGUUCAAUAAGAUCGUUUCGACUGGAAAUGCCGACGUGGCGACACCACCUGACCUGAGCGUUCGACCGCCAACUCGUUUCUUAUCCCGAUUUGACAAAAGCGCAACCAACAUCAAGGAGAGUCAGUUGUUCAUUACAAUUGGUCAAGUACCAUGGGCUUUUGCCUAUUCAACAUGGUAUCACCAAUAUCCUCGCUUCCCUCUGCAAGCUAUCCAAGGGGCAUCGCUCUUGUCUGAAUAUACCCUCACAGAUCGUGGAACCUGGCUCUCAUCUCCUGACUCGGUCACGUCUGCUCUAACGAUCUUCAAAGCUGGCUUGGAUGAUGCCAGUGACCUUCUCCUGAAUCCGGCGCAUGUAUUAUUAGGCAAGAAUACAACUGAUCCAACUAUUGCCAGGGCAUUCCUUUCCUGGGUGGUUGACAGUGCAGGAGGCCAGCAGGUCAUUGCUAAUUUCCAGAAGAAUGGCCAGGUACUUUACUCUAAAGUGCCGUAAUGAUUUUGAAUGCCUGCACAUUAGUUCUAUCUUAGUUCUACAUGCCCCUUUGACUUGAUC
Molecule: messenger RNA, 975 nt
Organism: Laccaria bicolor S238N-H82
Lineage: Eukaryota; Fungi; Basidiomycota; Agaricomycetes; Agaricales; Hydnangiaceae
Exons: 5
Coding region: 1-915 (304 amino acids)
Source: RefSeq, a predicted model, not a curated record